AUGGCAGCCGUUCUUCACACUUUUCCACCUCUGUUUGUCGCCUCCCAUCAGGGAGAGAGUACUUCUAAGGUGGGUAAUCAUUCUCUAGUAGGAUCUUCUAGUCAUAUGUUGAAUCAAAGUGCAAGAUCUGGUUCAAAUUUGCCUAAAUUUGGUUCGAUUGUUUGGUCUGAGUUUUUCUCCAGUGAGAAACUUCAAUCGCAGAAGGAGAAAAAGAUGUUUAAGCAACCAUCGAUUAUUAAUGGUAGGAAAGUUGUUUCUUCCUCUUAUGUUGAUUACACAACAUACAUUAAGAAGUGCGAAGAUCUGGUGAUUGGAUCUUUUGUUGGUAAACGACCUCCAUUUAUGUUGGUUGAAAAUGUUGUGUCUUGUUUAUGGAAAUUGAAGAAUGACUUCAGUAUCACUAUUCACGGUGAGUCUUCUUUUGUAUUUGAUUUUGAAACUGAGGAGGAUAGAAUUGUUGUUCUAGAACAGGGGUAUCUCUAUAUUGAUAGUCAACUUUUCAUUAUUAUACCUUGGCAUAAGGAUCUUGAGAAAGAGAUGGAAGAACUGAAAAUUGUUCCAGUUUGGGUGAAUUUGAGAAAAUUACCACUUUAUAUGUGGAAUGAAACUGGUUUGGGUAACAUUACAAGUUGUGUAGGUACCCCUAUAAUGUUGGAUAAACAGACUUUGAACAUAUCUAGAAUGAGUUAUGCUAGGAUUUGUGUUGAUGUUGAUGCUAAUUGCGAUUUUCCUAGCACUAUCCCGGUCUAUAUGGAUGGUGAAUUAUCUUUUGAGGUUAUUGUAGAUUACCCAUGGAAACCUCCCAUGUGUGCUAUGUGUGAGACGUUUAAUCAUCCUGCUCUUAAGUGUAAGACAGUUGCUGCUCAAGCUCAAAUGGAGAAGGAAGCUCAGGCUGUUAAGAAUAAGCUUGAUAAAGGAGAUGGGUAG
Molecule: messenger RNA, 927 nt
Organism: Papaver somniferum (opium poppy)
Lineage: Eukaryota; Viridiplantae; Streptophyta; Magnoliopsida; Ranunculales; Papaveraceae
Exons: 1
Coding region: 1-927 (308 amino acids)
Source: RefSeq, a predicted model, not a curated record